This is a messenger RNA of Capsicum annuum, 742 nucleotides long. Its product is annotated as probable histone H2A variant 3. The transcript has 2 exons. The record is from RefSeq and is a predicted model, not a curated record. NCBI's taxonomy places the organism in Eukaryota, Viridiplantae, Streptophyta, Magnoliopsida, Solanales, Solanaceae. Gene Ontology annotation, cellular component: nucleosome. Bases 142 to 552 code for a protein of 136 amino acids. Gene Ontology annotation, molecular function: protein heterodimerization activity; structural constituent of chromatin; DNA binding.
CCAACACAUUAGUCCCAAUCACAUUCACAUUAUUUAUACUCUCUCUGUCUCUCUCUCAACUCAUCGACUGUUUGUGAGUUACGAAAAUUUAAUCAACAAAAUUCGAUCUUCGAAAAAUCAGCGAAUUUUGAUAUUGGAAAAAUGUCAGGGAAAGGAGCAAAGGGAUUGAUAAUGGGGAAAACAGCUGCAUCAAAUAAGGAGAAAGAAAAGGAAAAAAAGAAACCCACUUCUCGUUCUUCUCGUGCUGGCCUUCAGUUUCCAGUUGGGCGUAUCCAUCGUCUGUUGAAGGAGAGAACCAACGCCAAUGGGAGAGUAGGCGCCACUGCAGCUGUCUACUCUGCUGCAAUCUUGGAGUAUCUGACCGCGGAGGUAUUGGAGCUGGCUGGAAAUGCAAGCAAGGAUUUGAAGGUGAAACGUAUCACCCCAAGACAUUUGCAACUAGCUAUUCGUGGUGACGAAGAACUUGAUACUCUGAUCAAAGGAACUAUUGCUGGAGGAGGUGUUAUACCGCACAUUCACAAGUCGCUUAUCAACAAAUCUUCUAAGGAGUAAUGAAAGCGUGUGCGCUACGGCUAGUCUAUUUCCUUUUUGGAGAAAUAUUCCUUUCUGGAAACUUAAACCAUUUGGUUUUGGUGUCUGCAAAUGCAUAGACAUAGAAUUGUUAUGUUGGCAUAUUCCAUCAUGGUUCUCCUUAGGUAUUCUUGACACUAAACAUUUAAUGUGAUUGCGCGAUUCCUUCGUA